This is a messenger RNA of Trichomycterus rosablanca, 1050 nucleotides long. RefSeq names its product retinal outer segment membrane protein 1a (gene rom1a). Gene Ontology annotation, biological process: visual perception. The record is from RefSeq and is a predicted model, not a curated record. NCBI's taxonomy places the organism in Eukaryota, Metazoa, Chordata, Actinopteri, Siluriformes, Trichomycteridae. The coding region runs from base 1 to 1050 and encodes 349 amino acids. The transcript has 4 exons. Gene Ontology annotation, cellular component: plasma membrane.
AUGGUUUGGGCUAAAAUGAAGUUCCCUUUUGAAAAAAGGGUGAAGCUGGCUCAGAGUUUGUGGAUUAUUUCAUGGCUGGCUACUUUAGGUGGAGUGCUGACCUUCUGCUUUGGGUGCGUUCUGAAGACGGAACUUAACAAAAGAGCAGAGGUGAUGGACAACACAGAGAUCCAUGUCGUCCCCAACACCCUGAUCCUGGCAGGACUGGCCUCCAUGGUCAUCAACUGGUUCGCAGGUAGGAUCUGCCAGGACGCUCUGGAUGCCGCCCGUUUCCCACGAUGGAAGACCUUCCUGAAGCCCUACUACUGCUGUUCCAUCUUCUUCACCACCCUCAUGCUAGUUGGCGUCAUUCUGAGCUACACCAUGAAGGGCACUCUCGAGGGUGCGCUGAAAAUCGGUUUGAAGAACGGCAUCCGCUUUUACAAGGACACGGACACCCCGGGCCGCUGCUUCCAGAAGCAGACCAUCGACCAUUUACAGAUGGAGUUCCAGUGCUGUGGUAACAAUGACUUCAAGGACUGGUUUGAGGUGCAGUGGAUCAGUAACCGCUACCUGGACUACAGCUCCAAGGAAGUUAAAGACCGUGUCAAGAGUAACGUGGAUGGCCGUUACCUGGUGGACGGCGUGCCCUUCAGCUGCUGCAACCCAAGUUCCCCAAGGCCCUGCAUCCAGUACAAGCUUACCAACAACUCCGCCCACUACAAUUACGAGCACCAAACCGAGGAGCUCAACAUCUUUAUCCGUGGCUGCAGGGCGGCCCUGCUUGGGUACUACAUGAACCUGAUGAAGAGCUUUGGUGCCGUUGUUCUGUGUGUCUUCCUGCUUCAGAGCCUCGUCCUAGCAUGUCUAAGGUAUCUCCAGACCUCCAUGGAGGCAGCAGUUGGGCAGGAGAACACCGAGAUUGAAACAGAGGGCUACCUGCUGGAGAGAAGCGUGAAGGAGACAAUCAUGGAGUACUUGGACCCAGUGAUGAAACUCAUGCUGAUUAACCAGGUGCAAGACGGGCAGGUCAAGGCAGAGGCAGGGGCUGCUGGGACAUCAGCUUCUUAA